ACACGGACGGAGGCGCGCGCGAAGAAGUAGGUCGCAGCGUGGCAGCCAUGGGGUCGGAGGACGCCGCCGCUGCCGCCGGCGACGGCAAGGUGGUGCUCAAGCGCAAAAUCACGCUCUUCAACGGCGUCGCCAUCAUCGUGGGCACCAUCAUCGGCUCGGGCAUCUUCGUGUCGCCGGCCGGUGUGUACAAGGAGACGCGGUCCGUCGGCAUGUCCAUAGUGGUGUGGCUGGCGUCGGGGCUGUUUUCGGCGCUGGGCGCGCUCUGCUACGCCGAGCUGGGCACGUGCGUGCGGCGAGCCGGCGGCGACUACGGCUACAUCCGAGAGGCGUUCGGGCCGCUGCCCGCCUUCCUCAGCCUGUGGGUGCAGCUGCUGGUGCUGCGGCCCGCCACGCAGGCCAUCGUCGCGCUCACCUUCGCCCACUACGCCACUGCGCCCUUCUUCCCGGAAGUCGCGCCGCCGUCGGACGCCGUGCGUCUCUUGGCUGCUGCCUGCCUUUGUCUGCUGACGGCGGUGAACUGCAUGAGCGUGCGCUGGGCGAUGCGCAUCCAGGACAUCUUCACCGUGGCCAAGCUGGCGGCGCUGGCCGCCAUCAUCGUCGCGGGCAUCGUCCACAUCGGCUCAGGCCACACUGAGUACUUCGACAACCCCAUGGCGGGCGACUACAGCAUGGGCAGCCUGGUGCUGGCCCUGUACUCGGGGCUCUUCGCCUUCGGCGGCUGGAACUUCCUCAACUUCGUCACCGAGGAGCUGCAGGACCCCUACAAGAACCUGCCGCGCGCCAUCUGGAUAGCGAUGCCCAUAGUGACGCUGACGUACGUGCUGGCCAACCUGGCCUACUUUGCCGUCGUGUCGCCGGAAGAGAUGCUGUCCUCAGCCGCCGUCGCCGUGUCGUUCGGCAACCGCAUGUUCGGCGCGGCGCGCUGGACGGUGCCGGUGUUCGUGGCGCUGUCGACGUUCGGCGGCGUCAACGGCAUCCUGUUCACGUCGGGACGGCUGUUCCGCGCAGGCGCAGCCGAGGGACACCUGCCCGUCGCCUUCGCAUUCAUCCACUUGCGCACCUGCACGCCCGUGCCAGCGCUCCUCUUCACCUGCCUGACAUCAUUGAUGAUGCUGACGACGAGCGACGUGUUCGUGCUGAUCAACUUCUUCAGCCUGGUGCUGUGGCUGUCGGUGGCGGCAUGCAUCGCGGCCCUGUUGUACCUGCGGCGCUCCCAGCCGCAGCUGGCGCGGCCCAUCCGGGUCAGCCUGGCACUGCCCCUGCUCUUCCUGCUGUGUUGCUGCUUCCUCGUCUUCGUGCCGAUCGUCGUCGAGACUACGAACACGCUUAUAGGUUUGGGAAUCUCACUUUCUGGCAUACCUGUGUACUACAUAUUUGUAGCAUGGGAAAGAAAACCAAAGAUAAUAAACACUAUGAGUGAAAAUUUUGCAAUUGGUGUGCAGAAGUUGCUGGAAGUUGUCAGUCCAGAAGAAGGAGAAAUAGCAGCCAGUCCUGCAAAAACAUAAUGUGAUUAGGUACCAGUCAUGGUGACACUUCAUAAUGCUACAAAUAUAGAUCUGAAUCUGACAUUCCAUCUGUGAAGAUAUUCCUGAGAAACCUGGACAAUGGGACCAGCUUGCAUCUGAUGCUACAUAUUUUGUUCAGCUGCACGACUUUAAUUUGAUAUUGACUUGCUUUGGGUGCAAAGUUGAUAAGACUUUAAUGCCUUUUUAUUGUGGCUGCAGUCAUCAAAUGAAAAGUGAUGACUUUUAUGGACUAUCCCAAGAUUAUAGGAGCAUAAAUUCUCCUACUCUGAACAUUUUUAUACUCAUUAUUUGAUUUAUUUUAACCUCAAUAAUUUGUGAGUGUUUUGUAUGAUUGUAUUAUUUAAAACAAUUGCUCUGUCUUCAAAUUUAUUGAA
Messenger RNA from Schistocerca piceifrons (Central American locust), 1900 nucleotides. RefSeq names its product large neutral amino acids transporter small subunit 1 (gene JhI-21). Gene Ontology annotation, molecular function: L-amino acid transmembrane transporter activity. The transcript has 8 exons. Bases 48 to 1505 code for a protein of 485 amino acids. Gene Ontology annotation, cellular component: membrane. The record is from RefSeq and is a predicted model, not a curated record. Lineage: Eukaryota; Metazoa; Arthropoda; Insecta; Orthoptera; Acrididae. Gene Ontology annotation, biological process: amino acid transmembrane transport.